AUGCAAAACGCGCAGGUGCAAAGCGCCGAGACCGCGCACGAAGUUCAAUCAAACUCACAACCUAACAACGUCUCUACUGACACAGAAAAAAGUGGACAAUCAGAAAAUGAUAACAAAUCCUGUACCAGCUCACAAUACUACUUAAAUAAAGAUCCAAUCUUUACUUCUCCAAUUUCGGUAAAACCGAAGACUCAAGAACCCGAGAGAUUCACUGAUAACAGAAUUUACGUGAGCAAUAUCCCAUUCUCAUUCAGACAAGAAGAUCUCGCUGCCAUGUUUUAUCCAUAUGGCAAAGUCCUCGACGUCGACAUUGUUACUAAUGACAGAGGAUCCAAAGGUUUCGGAUUUGUCACCCUUGACUCUAUUGCUGCAUGCGAGCGAGCUCGCGCGGCCCUCCAUGAAUCACAUGUUCAAGGCCGCAUCAUCGAAGUGCGUCGCGCGACUCCCACACGCAAGAAGGUCCCUAAUAAUGUAAAUAGCGAAAUCAUUCCACCACCAAAGCUGCAAGUUGAUCUACGAGCUCCGCAUUCGCUCUGGCAACCGGAGCCUGAUAAUAAAGAGAAUUUCCAAUUUGCUGCCCCGUAUUCGCCAAGCAUUAUUGUUCCUACACCGCAUGAGAUGAUGUAUGAGCAUGCGAUGCAAAGAGUCCCAUUCAGUUGCGCCAUGCACCCAAAUCGUGGUCGCCAUCGUUGUACGAAGCAUCACAAUCUAAAGCUCUCCGCUAAUGGCCAAUAUUAUUUGAAUAAUGGCGUUUCCACUUCUGAUGACAGCCUUCUCAACUGUUUGGGAAUUAGUGAUUCCGAGCGUCGUCAGUUAAAGAAGCAGCAAGAGUUCCUCGCGAUGAUUAUGCGUAAGGAGAAUCAACAGAGCGAGUAUGCGUUCCCAUCGGGACCACCAACUCCAACGCCAACGCCUAAGUCGCCAGAGAUGACAUUGCUUGAAGCUGCAGUUAAUAAUCAGUUUCAUGACGAGCUAGCUUCACUCUUGGGUAACAAUAUGCAUCAACCAUUGUCGAGAUUGUUCCCGAUGUAUCCUCCGAGAAAAUCGGAAUCGGUUACUUCAGGAAUUCGCACAUCCGAAAGUGAUGCUACUUCAGAUGAGGAAUCGAGUGGCCGCAACCUGUGGACACCAAACACGAGCCCUGAUAUAUUGGCAUCGUUGUAUGAUGGAUGUUCAUCGUCGAUGUCAAAAUUCUGA
Molecule: messenger RNA, 1197 nt
Organism: Caenorhabditis bovis
Lineage: Eukaryota; Metazoa; Nematoda; Chromadorea; Rhabditida; Rhabditidae
Source: the annotation of a GenBank genome assembly